AUGGCUAAUAAGGAUAAGAGUCUCUGCUGUGAGUGUAAUAAGGAGGGGUACAAUAAAUUAUUAGAAACCAUCAAGGGUAUGAAUGUUUCAAUUAAAAAUACAGAAACUAAUUCAGGUAGUAUUAAGCUAAUGGAAAAAAAAGGUAAGGGGAUUGCCUGGAAGUAUGAGGUUAGUAAAGAUAGAAAGAAGGGGAAAAAGUUCAGACACAAAUUAGGUAAUGAGGAUAAUUGUUUUGAUAAGGUCAGAUUGAGCAAUGGAAAUAAGGACAGAGAUUGUAAAUUAGGUGUUCUCUAUUCUCAUGUAGACUCCAUUUGUAAUAAGAUGGGUAAAAUUAGAUAUUUAGUUGACUCGAUAUAUAAGAAGAUGCUUAUUUUGAUAUUUGUGGAUACAAACCCAAAGAACUUGACAGGUAGUUAUCGACUGCAGGAAUUUCAAAUUAAAGGGUUCAGGUUGUAUAGCUGUAAUUUUAUGAAGGCUGGAUUCAUAGGUAUUUUCUGUCAUGUUAAAAACACACUCUCCUCAGUUAUUGUUGAUUUUGAAAGCAAAUUUGAAGAAUAUAUUGCAGUUCGCUUGUUGAAUUUAAAAGAGGAAAUUUCAUUCUUAUACAGAAGCCCAUACAGAAGCCCAAACUCCUGUUUGAAGAAUAAUGAUGAACUCCUAAAUUUAAUAAAGAUAUUUAUAGGCAAUGGUGGUAAUAAAUUUAUAAUUGGUGAUUUUAACAUCCCUACAAUAAACUGGGAGUCAAUGUCUGUUAGUGGAGGUUUAAAGUCGUUUCAGUGGAAGUUUAUAGAUUGUGUAAAUUAUUGUUUUUUGGUUCAGUUCAUUGAUGCCCCAACAAGAUAUAAGAAUAGACAGAAACAGAAUAUUUUGGAUCUGCUAUUGGCACAACAACAAAAUUUAAUACAAGAUAUCAAAUAUAAUUCGCCUGUGGGUAAAAGUGAUCAUCUGAUGUUGAGUUUUUCUUUGGUGGUGAAUACGGAGGUAAUAACACAUUUAAAAGAAAAUAAAAUGUUUGAUUAUAAAAAAGGAAACUAUUUUCUUAUGAAUCAAUUUAUUUCUGCAAAUUUAUCGAUGCCUAAAAUAGAUAAUUCAAUAAAAGGUGAUGGGGACAAGCAGAUUGUGUUAGAUGAGAUUUGGGAUAAGUUUGUUAUGGUUAUUAACAUGGCUGUGAAUAAAUAUGUGCCACUUAAGACUGAAAUUUUUACUAAGAACAACCAUUCAAUUGAGUUACCAACUCAUUUAUUAGAAUUAAUAAAGGAAAAAAAAUUGAUAUGGAAAAGAUAUAUGAAAAAUAGAAAAAGUAUGCUGUAUGAAGACUUCAAAAGGAUUAGAAACGAGGAAUCAUGUUAA
Molecule: messenger RNA, 1350 nt
Organism: Helobdella robusta
Lineage: Eukaryota; Metazoa; Annelida; Clitellata; Rhynchobdellida; Glossiphoniidae
Exons: 3
Coding region: 1-1350 (449 amino acids)
Molecular function (GO): catalytic activity
Source: RefSeq, a predicted model, not a curated record